AUGCUCGAUGUCUCGCUGCCUUUCGGACGAUGCUUCUGCAUCCAUGCGCAACUUCAGUUCAUUGACAUCGCCAUGCAGUCUCUGAUGCUCCAUCACGGAGUUCUGAACUCUCCACUCGCCGUCGUCCCGGAGGAGCCAUCUGCCGGGCUGCGGAAGACGCUGAAUGGGAUUGAAGCGGUACGUACGGAACUUCGUGAAAUUUUCCGGUCUGCUCGGCGACGUCAUAUCACAUUGAUGCGUAUCCACAUUGGCUCGACUCCACACCGCCCCUCGCACGUAUACGAGUUGCCGGUUUCGAUUUGUGACGCCCACGAUUCGACACAUCAGAAUUGCGGGGAGUGUUGCGAGCAAUUGAGUGACUCUGAGCAACGAGUUCUUCAUCGACGCUUCUUCACUAGUUUCCCCGUGCAUGAGCAAACGAAGACGCCACAUGACCGUAUGUUCUUCUUCAUUCAUACGACACCGGAAGUGAUCAACGAGAACCUGGAGGAAGCGGAUUUGGACACUGCCGGUUUCGAAUCGAAAACGAGAAAGAUCCGGCUCGUACACGAAGGAUGCGAUCGGCAAAUGGAAAACCCAGCUUGCGAUGUGAAAACCAUGGAAUGGCUGCGCCUCGUCCCGUUCAUCGUUGCUGCCAAGGAG
This is a messenger RNA of Mesorhabditis spiculigera, 642 nucleotides long. Lineage: Eukaryota; Metazoa; Nematoda; Chromadorea; Rhabditida; Rhabditidae. The record is from the annotation of a GenBank genome assembly.